This is a messenger RNA of Exophiala bonariae, 2580 nucleotides long. RefSeq lists its product as uncharacterized. The transcript has 3 exons. The record is from RefSeq and is a predicted model, not a curated record. The coding region runs from base 1 to 2580 and encodes 859 amino acids. Lineage: Eukaryota; Fungi; Ascomycota; Eurotiomycetes; Chaetothyriales; Herpotrichiellaceae.
AUGGCCACGAUGAGUCAAUCGAUGCUGAGUGAACUCGUCGAGGAGAUAGAUUUCAUCCUCCUCAAUGAGAAACCUUUCAAUUAUCAAGCCCAGUCCCGCAAUUCAUUCCAAAUAUUGAACGACCUCCUGGACCAAGAUCAUGAGAAGACCCUCUUGGAACAAUGGAACACAAUCAAAUCAUGCCAGUGUCAGGCCAUCGUUUCUGCUGCCUACAGAAACCGUACAUUCAACCAACAGGCCACCAUCUUUCUGUUGAAGCUCUGCAAGCGCCCGUACCUCGUGAAACUGGCUUUGGGUCUUGCGGGCUCCAACCGCCGAAUUUUUGUUCAAGGAAUUCUGAAUCAAGUCUUGUUUUAUCAAUCCACGCCGAAUAUUGCAAGUCAGCCUCUUCCAAUCGACAACGUGACAGAGCUAUGUGAGAGCGCAUUACCAUACGAGAAGUAUGGCGGUGUUCUCUACUCCGAGGUUCUCUUGAGAGAGAUUGGCAAUUGGAAGCAUGCAUCGCCAUCGGUCUGGAAUCGACGAGUCAAGGCUCUGUUUGGAACCCUAGGUUUGGGGGCUCUGGCCGAAAUUGCAGAACCGGAUCUCGAACUGGCCUAUGAAAAUUGGAAGACUCUGAUGAAAUCAGCUGAUCACCUGGAUUCGAUGGUCUCCGUUCAUAUCGCGUCUUCGCUUUACCGACUUGGCUGCAGACACGAUGUGUUUGCAGUAUUGCCGCAAUCCAUACAGUCUGUAUUCCCCAAUAUGCCGUCGACAUUGUCACAGUGGCUCAUUCGAGCGCGUCAGCUAUUCAUUCCGCCUCAAGGUGCAAAAAUCUUCAAAGUCACUUUCAUCCGGACCGUGAAAGCUGUGGUUGAUACACUCACUGAGAGAUCGCCUUUUCAUCUCGAGAUGACGGUCAUGGCAGCGGAAAUUCUUCCUCAUAUUGAUGUUCGGUGUUUCCGAGAUUGGGGCGAAGAAGCAGCCACGGCUUUAGAAAAGCUGAAGGAGAAAUUGCUCGAGCCCAGCAUUCCGCCCGCAGUCAUGGCUCAUGCAUUUUGCGUCCUUCGUAUCGGAACCACAACUCACGAGACUGAUGUUCCCACCAAUUUCAUCGCUCUGUUUGAGCCCAUUGUCAAGGCCUUGCUGUUACAGCCUCAGCCCUUUUCGGCCAACGAAAUGAAGAGUCCUUGGUAUUUCGUCAUGGCUGUCAUCGAGCUUCUUCCAAUCAGCUCUAAAGGAUCGGUGUCAAAGGAGUCGGUUACUCAAUGUCUCCAAGUCGUUUUGACUGCCGUUUUUGAUCUAUGUCGUCCUGCUAAUCUUGACCCCAAAAAUCGUCUCGGCAUUGAGUGGGCCUCAACACUGCUUAGAGCGUUGGAGAAACAUAUGGGAAUGUCGAUGGAUGAUGAUGGAUUUCUUCCCAACAUCUUCUGCAAUGUGGUUCGCAAUCUUGGGUUUCCCAGUUGGUGGACAAUCAAUCUGUCAAAUCCGCACGAGCCUCAAAACUGUGCGAGGUUGAAAAGCUGUCCACAUCAUGCCGAAUUCGCCAGACAGCAAUUGUGCAAAGAUCUCUCUCGUAUUUUCAUGGAAAUCUCUUCGCAGAUUGAUCAUCUCGCAGACUGUGAUGAUAUCGUCAAACUCCGAGCUCAAGCAAAAGCUCAACGAGACAUGGCCACACCUAAUGUGAGUUGGGACGUUUGUCGGUUUGGACAAGUGCCUACCCAUCUUGAGGAACUGGACAAAGAAAAGGAAAAGUUUAUUGAAUUGACGCGGGCCCUGAAGAUCACAGAAGAGGACUUGCUUGAAACCGAGCAAACACGCCGAGCAACAAACGCCAGUUUUUCUCGGGCUCGCGAGGGGAAGGCAUAUCUUUUACGAUGGUCUCAAAAUCUCAGUAGUGCUCUCCAAGACCUACACCUAGAACGUGGACUUCUACAAGAACAACUGUCGGCCACACUCAGAGAGAUGGAGCGACAACGAGAGAACGAUCAAACUGAAAAAGACGACACCAUUCGUGAACUCCGAGAGCAAAUUGAAGACAUGGAACUUGCGAACCAUGGCAUCGAUUUGUACAUCCAACGCCAAGAAGAGGUUGCACGUAUGACCCAAGAGCGUUUGGAGACACAAAUCCAAUGGUUGAGACAACAGCUUGAUGACAAGGACAAAGAGCUCAAGGAGGCUCACGACAAAGAAAUCAAGGCCCUGCUAGCCAGAUUUGAGGACCAGAAAACUGCAAUGAAUAAGCAGCUACGUGCCUACGUCGAACUUCUCGAAGAAACCGAAAUCGAAUCUGCCAGCAAAGACGCUACGAUUAAAGAGCUGGAACUACAAAGAGAAGAACUCUCGAGCAACGAGCAGCAACUAUGGGAGGAAAACCAAGAUCUCACACUCCAACUUCUCGACUUGGUCAACGACAACGAAAAACUUUCUGAGAAAGUCAAGGAGCUCGAAGAAAUGAGCGAAGCCCUCACAUUGCAAAACAACCACUUGGCCUCGUCUGAAGAGAAAUGGAAAAUUGAGACUGAACGCUUGGUCAAGGAGGCUAGUGAGCUCAAGGAGAGGGAGCAGAAGCUUUUGGAUGUUCUACAGCGACCCCAUUGA